GGUCGCAGUCCACCGACUAGCCUACGGUCUACCGAGUCGUCAAACCCAACCUCAACCUCUCCACAGAAACUCCCUAUCCCUUCGACCCCAGCCACCACAAUGUCUACGAACCGGCCAUUCCUGGCCAAUUUCCUCGCGGCCUUCCGAGCCCAGUCAACGUAUAAAGCCUCCACCGCCGGCACCCAGUCCACAUCGGCCUCGAUAUCUUCCGCCCAGAUCUCGCAGAGUGCGGCUCGAGCAAUCGCCACGAAGGCCAGCAACAACCCUGAAGCGUCGGCCGCAUCCUCGUCGACAGCACAUCAUUACCACCAUCACUCACCGUCGCAUUCGCGCCCACACUCCCACCAGCGCGGCCCCCUGUCCCCGGGCCAAAGCCAGGAGCAGCCCAGCCCCGCAUCCCCGCCCCCAUCAUCCGCCGCGACUCCACCCCAAGCCGCCGUCGCCUCGUCGUCUCCCCCACCGACCCCAGCCGCCUCAAACCCUAUCCCCAUCACCAACAGCCACGGCCGACAACGGCGCGGCAGCGAUAGCUCGAGUGGCUCCGGCGGGUUCCGCGACGCCCUCGGUCCCGAGAAAUGGUACAUUGGUGGUCGGACGCCCGGCGGCGAAGAGAGAUUCUACCGAUUAGGCAUGGUCACCAAGGGAGGAGGUCGCCUCGGUGGAAGCGGCCGGGUGGGAAGUAUCGACCAGUUGAGCCUUUAAUCAAUAGAUGAGGGUGGGCGUUCAGGAGGGAAACUUUCCUUGCCCCUUAGGGGACUCCUUCCCUCCGCUUCAAUGUGGGGUUGGCCCCAAACCUAACAACCGGUUUGCUUGAUGCAAACUAUACUUCCGUUUUCGUCCUCUUCUUCUAUACCUCCGGCGUCUGAGUACUAUCCAGGAAAGGAGGGGGCAUUUGGGUUUGGCGUUGGUGUUUGGUCCUUCGGGCACAAGACAAAAAACUUGCUUUAUGUUUGGCCGGGUGUCUUUUCCGACGACGUUGACUCGUUUUGCACAGACUGACCAUCAGGUUUGGUACACUCUGCAUGGGUCUUAUAUUAUAUGGGCUUCUCUCCACUUAUAGUUAUCUCGGGAUGACUAUGAUUGUGCUAGUGGAAAUGGGACUAAAUGUACAUGGAUAAAUGCCUCCUCUGGCUUGUCUGCAGUCAGAACGGUUACG
Molecule: messenger RNA, 1156 nt
Organism: Aspergillus homomorphus CBS 101889
Lineage: Eukaryota; Fungi; Ascomycota; Eurotiomycetes; Eurotiales; Aspergillaceae
Exons: 1
Coding region: 100-702 (200 amino acids)
Source: RefSeq, a predicted model, not a curated record